AUGGCCGAGGCGCAGUUCAUAUCAAUUGACGCUCCCCCUCGGGCAGGGCAGAGCGUCCAGCAUGAAGGGAAGGAAUAUACCACGAUCAAAGAGGGACUUGCGCAUAUACUCGUGCCCCACGGCACGCCCACCUCAUUGGACCCGAACCUGUCCAAAGAGGAUACACAGAAACAGCAAGUCUUUUACAACCCGAUCCAGCAGUUCAAUCGCGAUCUGAGCGUGCUGGCGAUCAAAACCUUCGGCGAGGACUCGAUCUUGCGGAAGCAGGAAAGGCACGAGCAGCAGAAGAAGAAAGCGGACAAGAGGAAGAAGAAAACACAAAAGGGCGGGCCUCAGGACGGGCUAACUGCAGAGGCCUUCGUGGCACCAGCCGACGGUGCUGCGGCAAACAAGAGAAAACUGGGCGACACCGAGGCCGUCGCAGAUGCGGAAGAGUCGGCAGCAAAGCGGAGAAAGAGCGUGCAGGAGGGCGCGGAUACUGCCAUGACUGGUGUCGAGGACACAGGCAGUGCCACCACAGAAGUCGGGAAGCCCACCGAGCAAAUUACCUGGAGACCACCCUUCACCAUUCUAGACGCUCUAUCUGCGACUGGCCUUCGUGCGCUGCGAUAUGCGAAUGAGAUCCCCUUCACAACCUCGGUAACAGCCAAUGACAUGUCGGAAAAGGCCACGCAGUCUAUCGCGCUUAACGUCAGGCACAACAAGCUCGAAAGCAAGAUCCAAGCACACACUGGCAAUGCGAUCGCCUACAUGUAUAGUUUCUGUGACAAGAAAGGAUACGAUGUGAUCGAUUUGGACCCAUACGGAACUGCCUCUCCCUUUAUAGAUUCAGCCAUACAAGCCAUCAACGACGAUGGCCUGCUUUGCGUCACAUGCACAGACUCUGCCAUUUUCGCCUCCCAUGGUUAUCUAGAGAAGACAUUCUCUUUGUACGGUGGUUUACCGUUGACCGGUGAUUCCUGUCAUGAGGGUGGUCUCAGGCUGAUCUUGCAUGCUAUCGCGCAAUCAGCUGGGAGGUAUGGCAUGGCUAUAGAACCCCUCCUUUCCCUUUCCAUCGACUACUACAUAAGAGUUUUCGUAAGGGUGCGAAAAUCCCCUAAUGAUGUCAAGUUCCUUGCUGGCAAGACUAUGCUCGUAUACCACUGUGAUGCCGGCUGCGGUGCAUGGAAGACGCAGUUUCUGGCUCGGCAUAGGGAACAGAAGGCGAAGAACAACAGCACCUUCUACAAACAUGGCUUCGCCCAUGGUCCUUCUGCAGAUGAACACUGCGAGCAUUGCGGGUUCAAGACACAUCUGUCUGGUCCAAUGUACGGCGGUCCCCUACACAAUCCCGACUUCAUCAAGCGCGUUCUCGCACAAUUGAAGAGUGCAGAUCGUGAGACGUACCCCACUAUGGACCGCAUCGAGGGCAUGCUCCACACGGCACUAGAAGAGAUAACCUUUGGUGUUGAAGACGGAGCCAGCAAAGGCAAAGAGUCUGAAAAACUAGAUCCACUGAUCCCAAAAGCGGAUCCAGGGGUUUUGGAUCGCCACCCGUUCUUCACCACGACCAGUUCGUUGUCCAGAGUUGUGCACUGCUCAGCUCCACCCACCGCAGCCGUACGAGGUGCGCUUCGGCAUGCCGGGUUCAGGGUGACCAUGAGCCACUGUCGACCUGGUUCUAUAAAGACGGAUGCAUCGUGGAGGGAUAUUUGGCACAUAAUGCUCGAAUGGGUUCGCCAAAAGGCGCCAUUGAAGAACGCUCUUAAGCAGACGAGCGCCGGUCACGCCAUCAUGUCGAAAGGCAGCGCGCAUACAAAAACACCAAAUGAACAUGAACAGAAAGACUCCGCCUCUGCUGCCGCGGAGGCAGACACACAGGCCGCAAACCUGCCGGAAAACGGUGACUUGCCGGGAACGAGAGGCGGGUCAACUGAUGGCCCGUCAUACCUGGGUGUCCAGUUCGGCGUCAAGUUCGACGAGAGACUUGGCAAGGACCAGGAUCGAGGAAAAUACGUGCGCUACCAGGUCGCUCCACGCGAGAACUGGGGCCCCAUGUCGCGCGCAAAGUAGACCUGGACGCGCGUUGAAGGCGGUCGUAA
Messenger RNA from Paraphaeosphaeria sporulosa, 2081 nucleotides. RefSeq names its product TRM-domain-containing protein. Gene Ontology annotation, molecular function: RNA binding. The record is from RefSeq and is a predicted model, not a curated record. The coding region runs from base 1 to 2052 and encodes 683 amino acids. NCBI's taxonomy places the organism in Eukaryota, Fungi, Ascomycota, Dothideomycetes, Pleosporales, Didymosphaeriaceae. The transcript has 3 exons. Gene Ontology annotation, cellular component: nucleus. Gene Ontology annotation, biological process: tRNA N2-guanine methylation.